AUGUCAAUUCUUAAUGAAGCUAAUGAUUGCAAUAAAAUAUUAGUACGAUUAGUUUCAUACGCUAACACAAUAUGUAGUGAAUUAUUUAGAGUUAAAGAUUUAAUACCAGAAGACUUUAUUAAUCCAUCAAAUUAUUGUAAAGAUUUAAUAUUUGACUACAGUUAUAUUCCAAAGAGUGAAUCUAUUGAUAUGAAAAUAAAUUCAUCAAGAGAAUUAAGAAUUAUUGAUAUGAAAAUAAAAGAGAAGUAUGAACGAAUAAUUUGGAGGACAUUUCAAGUUUUUGAAUCCAUUUAUCAAUACACUAAACAAGUAGAAGAAUUUUAUGAUAAAAUUAUUGAAGGAGAAUAUCUUCAAUACAAUGCAGAAACAUUAUUAGUUGAUGUUGAAGGUAAACAGUUAGUAUGUGAGUCGUUAUCAUUUGUUGUACGAUUAUUAUUAUUAUUAGAUAUAUUAAUACCAGGUAUUGUACGUGAAAGAAUACUUAUUUUUGUAUUAAGACAUAAAAGAAGUAAUGAAUUUGGAGAUUUAGAUAAAAUUAUUCCAUUAGUAAAAAGAACUGAAUAUAUUGUUGGUUCAUCAAAAAAACCUUCUAAUUAUCCAGAUGAAUAUUUAAAAAGAAUUCAUGUUAAUGAUUAUAUUGUUCAAAUGGCCAUUGGUAGAAUGCUUUCAGAUGAUAUUUAUAAUACAACAAAAUCGUUUCCACUUCCAGAUCAUAGAAGUUCUGCAUUAAGUGCACAAGGAAGUUUAUUAACAAUGAUAUUAUUUUUGUCACCUCAAACAUUAAAUAAUAAUAUUUCAUUUAUGAAUGAAGUUGUUAAUAAAUUUUUUGGUGAUUGUUGGAUAGUACCAAUAUAUAUUGGUCACUGCAUUGACUUAACAUUCUUUUGGGAUUCUUAUAAAUCAGCUCGUCAAGCAUUACAACGAGUAGUUACUCCAUCUCAUAUUGAAAAUAUUUGGAAAAGACAUCAACAAGUAAUGGCUAAAUGCAAAAUUGAGUUACAAGGAUAUUUAGAAGAAGGAGGAAUGACAGAUGAAAAAGUAAUGUUAAAUAUGCAAAAAUUAAUUAAUUGUCAACGGAAUUGUAAUGUCGUAUUAAGAUGGGCAUUAUUACAUGGGACAUAUCCAAUUAAAAAAUUAAAAGAUAUUUUUGUUAAAUCUAAAUAUCAUGAAGAUAUUAUUGAUUUUUUACUUGAAACUGCUCAAUUUGAAUUUGAAUUAAAACGAAUUAUAAGUAAUAUUGUUAAAGAAAAACCAUUACAAUGGGAAUCUUUAAAAAAUGAAAGUUCUAAAAGAAUGAAAGAUUUAUCUAAUUAUUUUAAUGAUGAAAAUAAAUUAAGUGAACACUCUAAUUCAGGACUAAUGAAAUGGUGUUUAUUUAUGAGUGAACAAAUUGAUAAAUUAGAUGUAAAAGAAGUUUCAAGUGGAAAAUCAUUAAGUAAAUUAAUACAAGCUAUGGAAGAAGUUGAGACUAAUUAUUUAAAUGACUUAUCAUUAAUUGUAGUUGAAACAGUAAGAAAAACUAAAGACAUGUUAACGAAAAUGUUUAGAUUAUUAAAUGUUAAUGAUACAGUUAGGGGGUUAUUAGAUAAUAUUUCAGAUUGCUCUUAUGCUAAUGAAUUAUUAUCUACUCAAGUUUAUGUUGAAUAUUUACAACAAAUUAUAAAGAAAAAUCCAAGAAAUUCAUUAAAAUUAAGAAGUUUAAUUUUAAAAAUGUCAUCUAUCCUUCAUCUUGCUUUAUUAAGAAUGAUGCAAGCUAAGACUGAUGAACAAAUGGAAAAUGUAUCAAAAUAUUAUUCAGAAGUUUUAGUAAAUUAUGUACAAAGAGUAUUAGAAGUUAUUCCAGAACAAGUUUUCUUAUUAAUUAAUUCAAUUGCUAAGUUACAAGUUACAAGUAUUCCAGAAACUCCAGUGUUUGUUGAAAAGAAAGAUAUUAUUAAUUUUGCUUUAUUUGAUGAGAGAAAUUAUCUUGCUGAAUUAACUCAUUCAGUAUCUAUUUAUGCUGAAGGAAUUCUUGCAAUGGAAACAACAUUUGUUGGUAUUAUUCAAGUAGAUCCAGUUAAGUUACUUGAAGAUGGUAUUAGAAAAGCUCUUGGAAGAAGAUUAAAAAAUAUGUUUUCUAAGACACUACAAUUUAAAAUAAAUGGUAAUUUAGGUGAAACUCUUACACAACUAUCUGAAUUAUCAAAUCAAAUUGGUGGAUUUUCUACGUCUUUUAGAUACAUUCAAGAUUAUCUUCAUAUUGAUGGUCUUAAAGUGUGGCAAGAAGAAUUUACUAAUGUAAUUUCAACAUGUGUUAAUGAAGAGUGUAAUAGUUUUUUGGCAAAUGGAUUAGGUACAGUUGAUUCUCAAACAUUUAUUGGUAAAUUAACAAGUCAAAUAAUGAGUAUUGUUGAUUAUCGUAAAAAUGUAUUUUAUCUUUCUGCUGCAAAUGGAUGGUUCUAUAAAGAUGGAAAAGAAGUUAUUGGAUAUGUUUUUAUGAGAAAAUUAGUUAGUGCCCUAAGUGUAUUAGGAGUUACUGGAAUUAAUCAAUUAUGUGCAUUUAAAUGUGUUAAAGAAUUAAAUGAUAUUAUUACAACAGUAAAUUUAAUUGUUGAGAAAUAUUCUGUAUUUAAUCAAAUGAUUCAAAACUUUAACGAAAAUAAAUUAAAUGAACAAAAUAUUUUUAAAGUUAUUGAUAAUGGAUUGUCUAUUGUAACAAAAAAUGGUAGAUCGUUAAUUGAUACUUUACAUAAUCUUGGAACUUUACAAUUAUUAAGAGAACAAUUUAACUGUCAACUAUGUUCAGAAAAUAGAACAAAAGCAACUAGUCUUCAUUUUGCAUUAAAAAGUUUUGAUCAAGCAUUAGUACAUGAUUUCUUUGAAAAUCCAAAUAAAAAAGAACGAGAACCACUUUUAUAUAAUGAAAUUAAUAGAUUUCUUGAUGUUGCUGGAUUUGUUCCUGCAUUAUCUAAAGUGUAUAUAACAUGUGCAGAAGGUGGUGAUCAAAUUGCAUCAGUAUUGUCAUUGUUCAUAUUAUAUUGUAGUCAAUUCUUUAUAUUUGAUUCAAGGUAUCAAACACUUAUGCUUCGACCAAAAGCACCUGUUCCAUAUGACCCUCAUGUUCUUGGUGUUGGUAUUGUUACAGUAUUUAGACAAUUCCAUCCCUCAACAUUGUGGACUUCAUUUAGUUAUUUAUCUUUAUAUGUAAAAGGAGUAAUGAUUAAUUGCUUAACACUAUCAAAACAAAUUCCAUUUAUCAUCUUCCAGUUGUGUGAUUUUAUGACUUCUAUUAUUCAAAUAGGAGGGUAUGAUAAAAAAAUAUAUGACUCUCUUAUUCCUGUGUCUCUUCUUGCUUCAUUGAAUCAACCAAAUUAA
Messenger RNA from Entamoeba dispar SAW760, 3354 nucleotides. RefSeq lists its product as uncharacterized. The transcript has a single exon. Gene Ontology annotation, biological process: endosome organization; regulation of actin nucleation; endosome fission. Gene Ontology annotation, cellular component: WASH complex; endosome. Lineage: Eukaryota; Evosea; Mastigamoebida; Endamoebidae. The coding region runs from base 1 to 3354 and encodes 1117 amino acids. The record is from RefSeq and is a predicted model, not a curated record.